AUGACGCAGGGUCCGGGCGGGCGCACGCCCCCCGCGCCCCCCGCGCCCCCGGAGCCCGAGGCGCCCACCACCUUUUGCGCUCUGCUGCCGCGCAUGCCGCAAUGGAAGUUCGCUGCCCCGGCGGGCUUCCUGGGCCGGGGCCCCGCGGCAGCUCGGGCGGCCGGGGGCGCGGGGGCCGCCGACGCCCAGCCCGAGACCCCCGGCCCGGCUGGCGUCCCGGCGCUGGCGGCCGCGGUCCUGGGCGCCUGCGAGCCGCGCUGCGCCGCGCCCUGUCCGCUGCCGGCGCUCAGCCGCUGCCGAGCCGCGGGGGCCCGCGGCCCGCGGGGCGCGCGGGGGGUGGCCGGGCCCCCGGACGCCAGCGCCGACGAGUGGAUCCGCAAAGGCAGCUUCAUCCACAAGCCGGCACACGGCUGGCUGCACCCAGACGCCAGGGUCCUGGGGCCCGGGGUCUCCUACAUCGUGCGGUACAUGGGCUGCAUCGAAGUCCUCCGCUCCAUGCGCUCUCUGGAUUUUAACACUCGCACCCAGGUGACCAGGGAAGCCAUCAACCGGCUCCAUGAGGCAGUGCCUGGCAUCCGGGGCUCCUGGAAAAAGAAGGCCCCCAACAAGGCGCUAGCCUCCAUCCUGGGCAAGAGCAACCUGCGCUUCGCCGGCAUGAGCAUCGCUGUGAGCAUCUCCACCGAUGGCCUCAACCUGUCCGUGCCGGCCACGCGCCAGGUCAUUGCCAACCACCACAUGCAGUCUAUCUCCUUUGCAUCGGGUGGCGACACGGACAUGACCGAUUAUGUGGCCUAUGUAGCCAAGGAUCCUAUCAACCAGAGAGCCUGUCACAUCCUGGAGUGCUGUGAGGGCCUUGCCCAGAGCAUCAUUAGCACCGUGGGCCAAGCCUUUGAGCUGCGCUUCAAACAGUACCUGCACAGCCCCCCCAGGGUGGUCCUGCCCCCGGAAAGGCUGACCAGGCCUGAGGAGUCGGCCUGGGGGGACGAGGAGGAAACGGAACACAAUUACUACAACAGCAUCCCAGGGAAGGAGCCGCCCCUGGGCGGGCUGGUGGACUCCAGGCUCGCCCUCACUCAGCCCUGUGCGGUCGGCGCCCUCGGCCAGGGGGUACAGCCUGCUCGAAGGGACACCCGCAGUCUGCCGUGGGACCUGGGCCCCUCAGGUAAUGGCCCGCCGGGGGACGGCUACGUGCAGGCAGACACACGGGGCCCCAGAGACUACGAGGACCACCUGUAUGUCAACACGCAGGGUCUGGAAGCCCCCGAGCCCCUGCAGCCGGAGGACAGCCCCAAGAAGGACCUGUUCGACAUGCGACCCUUCGAGGAUGCUCUGAAACUGCACGAGUGCUCUGCGGGGGCGGGGGCGGCGGUAGCGCCCCUUCCUCUCGAGGACCAGUGGCCCAGCCCCCCCACCCGUCGGGCCCCUAUCGCCCCCACGGAGGAGCAGCUGAGGCAGGAACCCUGGUACCAUGGCCAGAUGAGCCGAAGGGCAGCAGAGAAGCUGCUUCGAGCCGACGGGGACUUCCUGGUGCGCGACAGUGUCACUAACCCCGGGCAGUACGUCCUCACGGGCAUGCACGCGGGGCAGCCCAAGCACCUGCUGCUCGUGGACCCCGAGGGCGUGGUGCGGACGAAGGACGUGCUCUUUGAGAGCAUCAGCCAUCUGAUCGACUACCACCUGCAGAACGGGCAGCCCAUCGUGGCCGCCGAAAGCGAGCUGCAUCUGCGCGGUGUGGUCAAACGCGAGCCCUGAGCCAGGUGAUGGUUCUCAGCUCCCGGCUCCUGCCCUGCUCCGCACGUGCCCCCUGUUGUGGCCUUACGGGCUCCUCAGCCUCUCUCUCCG
This is a messenger RNA of Hyaena hyaena (striped hyena), 1842 nucleotides long. RefSeq names its product SHC adaptor protein 2 (gene SHC2). Gene Ontology annotation, biological process: intracellular signal transduction; cell surface receptor protein tyrosine kinase signaling pathway. The coding region runs from base 1 to 1752 and encodes 583 amino acids. Gene Ontology annotation, molecular function: receptor tyrosine kinase binding. Gene Ontology annotation, cellular component: plasma membrane. The record is from RefSeq and is a predicted model, not a curated record. The transcript is spliced from 13 exons. Lineage: Eukaryota; Metazoa; Chordata; Mammalia; Carnivora; Hyaenidae.